Messenger RNA from Sinocyclocheilus grahami, 727 nucleotides. RefSeq names its product dnaJ homolog subfamily B member 9-like. The transcript is spliced from 3 exons. The coding region runs from base 74 to 727 and encodes 217 amino acids. Gene Ontology annotation, molecular function: misfolded protein binding; protein-folding chaperone binding. The record is from RefSeq and is a predicted model, not a curated record. Gene Ontology annotation, cellular component: endoplasmic reticulum. Gene Ontology annotation, biological process: ERAD pathway. NCBI's taxonomy places the organism in Eukaryota, Metazoa, Chordata, Actinopteri, Cypriniformes, Cyprinidae.
UACGGCCCAAAUAUUAAAAACGCCAAUAUCAGUUUUGGUCAUUAUUAACGGUGCUGUCAACCGGACCAGAAGCAUGGCCAUGGCACAGUCAACACUGAUGUUCGCAAUGUGCAUUUUGAUGAUAACAGAACUCAUACUGGCCAGAAAGGACUACUAUGACAUCCUCGGUGUGCCAAAAGAUGCUUCGGAACGUCAGAUCAAAAAAGCUUUUCACAAGCUUGCCAUGAAAUAUCACCCCGACAAGAACAAGAGCCCCGAUGCGGAAACCAAAUUUCGAGAGAUUGCAGAAGCAUACGAAACACUAUCAGAUGAGAAAAGAAGGCUGGAGUAUGACCAAUCAGGAUACAAUACAUUCAGCAAUGAAGACGUGAACAGAGGAGGAGAGCAGCAUUUUCAUCAUUCCUUUGAUUUUAACUUCGACGACAUGUUCAGAAACUUUGACAUCUAUAGCCAAAACAGGCAAGCUCGUUCAAAAAGGCACUUUGACGAGCACUUCAGGGCCCACCAGCAAGCACUCAACCGCCAUAAGAGACACUCCCAGGGUACUUUUGGUGCCGGAGUCUUUGAGGACAUGUUUGAAGACAUGGAGAAGAUGUUUACAUUUGACCGACACAUAAAAAAGACAGAGAGCAGGUUUCAGGGCACAGCCAAACAGCACUGCAGAACGGUGACCCAGCGAAGAGGAAACAUGGUACACGGAUUCACGGAUUGCACCUCAUCCUCCUGA